UUAAUUAAGGUUAAUAUAGGGUCUUUUUAUAGAGUAGUAGUCAUUCAAAUGUUAAAUUACUGAAAAGAUUAGAUUUACCAUCUCUUAAGAUUUCCUAUUUAAAGGCAUGCAUUUGAGAAAAAUGACAAAUAGAACAUUUUAGUUUUUUGUUCUUAAAAGGGACUUUUUUGUUUUGCUUUUUUUAAAUUUUUUAAUGUUUAUUUGAUUUUGAGAGAGAUAGAGUGUGAGCACGGGAGGGGCAGAGAGAGAGAAAAGUGGGGGGAGACACAGAAUCCGAAGCAGGUUCCAGGCUCUGAGCUGUCAGCACAGAGCCCAGCGCGGGGCUGGAACCCACAGACCGAGAGAUCAUGACCUGGGCUGAGGUCGGAGGCUCAACGGACUGAGCCACCCAGGCUCCCUAAAAGGGACAUUUUUGAAGCAUUGUUUUAAAAAUGUCCAAUUAUACAACAUAACUAAAAAAAAAAAUUAAAACAUUUGAGUACCUCAUUGGAAGUUUCAUUCUUUAUGGAUGCCAUACAUUCCUAUUCCCCACCAUUUAGAUAUUAGGGGAAGUUACUCCAAUUUGUAUAACAACAAAAAGCUUCACUCUAUCUUCCAUGUUCAUUUGUUCUACUGUCACAUACACACUGCAUUUCUUACACUACUGGUUCCUUUAAGAGCCAAAUAGUAAUGCAUCUCUAACUCACAUUACUUGGAAACAGCCCACAUCAUUCGUAUAUAAAGAUGGGUCAUCCGAACAUGGCUUCUUAGAGUAACACCUGCCUAAUCACAUGUAUGUGCAUGUUUUAUUUUGCUAUUUUUUUAAGCUUGGUUUGGAAAAUAAUAAUAGCAAGUAAAAACUCAUAUAUAUAAUAAGCGUGGGUUUUUGUAAUAAAAAUUCAUUCACAAACCAAGUACUUGAAAUUUGGAAUUCUCUUUCUUAUAGAAAUUAUAAAAGGUGAUAAAUUAGUUGACAACCAUAAAAACCUACUUAGCAUGCAAGGUAGCUAACCUUUAGACUAAUAACGUUCUCAACUCAAUCACGAUAAACACUUUUUUAUUUCUGUUCUAAAGUGCAUAUCUUUCUUUAUGGGCACAUGCCAGUGGUAUGUUUCUGUUCUUCAUGAGCCUGGAGAGAAUAAAUAUGGUUAUCAAAGGCAGAAUAGGUGGCUCCCCAGCUACAUCCUCAAAGCCAUCAUGAUUAGUGUCAUUUCUAUUCUGGCAAAUCUUAAUGAAGACGUACCUGCUAAUGUCGGUGCUUCAAAAGAAUGGAGGGAAGACAGAAAUGGAGAAUGCAAAGGGAAAGUUUCCUGCUAUUUAAGGAAAAGCCAAGAGACUGCUUUUGAGUGACGUUUAUUCAACAGCUAGUAAACUACACUUAUUUCAGGGUCUCCCACUGAGAAACAUGGUGAUGUUUCUCCUGCACUCUCUUCAUCUGUUGUUGAACUUAUUUUGGGAACAAGUUUGCAAACACUGGCUGGAACCGGGCUAUGGUAAUAUAUGGCAGUUAUCAAUGCCAUAAAGGGUCUAAAGAGUGUCUCCUGCCACUUUGCAGAGCAAGGACUGUCUGUAAUUUUAUUCUGUGUGUUUAUUUAUUUAUUGUAGGGAGAGUGGAUAUGAGAGGAGCAAGGGAGAGAGAGAGAAUCCCAAACCAACUUCACAUUUGGAGCCCAAUGCAGCCCAGUGUGGGGCUCUAACCUACAACCCUGGGAUCACAACCCAAGCCAAAAUCAAGAAUCAGAAGCUUAACCUACUGAACCACCCAGGCACCCCUGUAGUUACAUGUUAGCAAUAAUGUUUACCUGUGUAAUGAACUUGUGUAACAUUUUUUAAUCCUCAUCUUGAAUUAAUAUCUAAGUCAUUAGAUAACAUUUAAAGCUCUCAAUAGGUAGCUAAUUUGUCUUAAUCAAAUGUAUUCUUGCAUCCAUAAUACAACGUAACCUCAAAAGAUUUUCCUAAAGAAAUAAGAAAUUGUGGGGCACCUGGCUGGUUCAUCAGUGGAGCACGGGACUCUUGAUCUCGGGGUUGUAAAUUUGAGCCCCACGUUGGGUGCAGAGAUUACUUAAAAAAUAAAAAUCUUAAAAAAAAAAAAAAGAAAUAGGAAAUUGCACUAUGCAUAGUAAACCUGUUUUUCAUGGAGAACUUCAUAGUUACUAAAGUGACUUCAAGAUGGGCCAGAACAUUUUUUCUGUUGGGAAAUUACUCUUGCUAAUAAAAGAUUAUAAUAAUUAAAAAUUAUUAGUAUUAGGAUGUUUUGAAAUUAGUGGGGUUGAAUGACUUUUGUUUGUUUAUU
Messenger RNA from Panthera uncia (snow leopard), 2272 nucleotides. Its product is annotated as ubiquitin-conjugating enzyme E2 G1-like. NCBI's taxonomy places the organism in Eukaryota, Metazoa, Chordata, Mammalia, Carnivora, Felidae. The record is from RefSeq and is a predicted model, not a curated record.